AGAAGUUUUUUGAUACCUAAUCCUUCACGUGCACGAUAGGAGGCUACAGCACAGAUUAUGUAAUGUUACAAAGUAAACUCUAAACCCCGUCUAUGCAAUUAGUUCGUGCUUGUUGCAGGAAGUUCAUGCUUCGUUUUCGUUAAGUGUUUCACAAGCUUGUAUCACGUUUGGAUUGCAUGUUCGUCUUUGAAAUGGCGCGUCGUUUAUGCUCACCUGGCGUUACUUCUGCCGUUUUCCUUGCUAUUUGCGUUGUCUCAGUGAAGGGCAUUCCACUUCCAGGCGAUCGCCCUCCAACUGAUGCAGGCGACGUAAAUAAUCGCAUUUCAACUGUCGUUGACGACAUCAUGGGUCGUAUCCUCGAAGUCGGGAACGACCUGCCGUUUCCAUCUAAUGAUUCCUUCAACCAUCAUAUGGCAUGUCGUUCGUGCAAGCAGCUUCUCGUCGAUGUCCGCUUCGCACUCCUCAUUGAAAAGAGUACGAUUACAACAUAUUUCAAGGAUCCAUGUAACACGAUCUUUACCGACAACUUAGAUCAGCAUAAAUGCAUCCUUAUUAUUGAGAAAAGAAUAGGCAGGAUAUACCGACACGUUUUUCAAACUCUGGAUCAAAUACGCAUCUGUCGAAACUAUCUUCACUUGUGCCCUGACGGAGAGGAUGAAUAUGCUGUAACGGGGGACGAAAUACGAAAUGACGUACCGGAAUAAACACAAUGGACCGUAAUGCCCGUUGCACUCGAGGCGUCAAUUUUUUUGCAGACGCAAGACUGCGCCAGCGACUGACGCAGUCAUUGACGCACUAUAUUAGAGUGGCAUCGUACGCAUAUUGAUUGGAAAACGAUCAGUGCAAACAUUGCGUUCAAUUAUUGGCAUAUGGGCUAAUUGUCUGCACAUACUCAAUUAGCGCAAGUGAUAUCGCAUUCUAAAAUGAUGCCUAGUGGAUGAGCAACGGAAAUAUAAAAGGAGACCGAAUCGGUUUAUUUUUCAUGUUAUACGGAAUUUUGUGAAACUCACUGUGUAUAAUGUAAAAUAUAUUAUGAAGAUUGUGGUUCUAUCCAUUUUUAGCUCAUUCAUGCAGUGAAAUGUACUUUACCUUUACCUUUAUCAGCUGUUUUCAAUCCACUGCAAGAUGAAGGCCUCAGCAUGAUGUUUCCAAAUGCCUCUGUUCAGCGCCUGUUGGUGCCAAUUUGUCUGUCCCCAGAACUGUUGCAGCU
Strongylocentrotus purpuratus (purple sea urchin) is the source of this 1210-nucleotide messenger RNA. RefSeq lists its product as uncharacterized. The coding region runs from base 177 to 704 and encodes 175 amino acids. The transcript has 4 exons. NCBI's taxonomy places the organism in Eukaryota, Metazoa, Echinodermata, Echinoidea, Camarodonta, Strongylocentrotidae. The record is from RefSeq and is a predicted model, not a curated record.